This is a messenger RNA of Mycotypha africana, 336 nucleotides long. RefSeq names its product RlpA-like double-psi beta-barrel-protein domain-containing protein-containing protein. The transcript has a single exon. The record is from RefSeq and is a predicted model, not a curated record. Lineage: Eukaryota; Fungi; Mucoromycota; Mucoromycetes; Mucorales; Mycotyphaceae. The coding region runs from base 1 to 336 and encodes 111 amino acids.
AUGAUCAAGAGGAGCAAUAGCUACACCGGUACUGCCACUUGGUUUUCCCCUGAAAAAAACGGCGGUAACUACGGUGCCUGUUGGGGUGAGUGGAUCGAUGAUGAUUCAGAAAUUGUCGCUUUGAAUGGUGACCAAUACGGUGACAUGGACGGUAACUCUAAGUGGUGUGGUAAGCGUGUUCAAAUUAACGGCCCCCACGGUACUGUCACUGCUAAGAUCAUGGACGCUUGUCCUGGAUGUGGCUGGGGAGACCUUGAUUUGACUCCUACCUUGUUCAAGCGUGUUGUUGGUGAUCUUGAUAAGGGUGUAGGUGAAAUCAAGUGGAAGGUUCUCUAA